This is a messenger RNA of Branchiostoma floridae (Florida lancelet), 453 nucleotides long. RefSeq lists its product as uncharacterized. NCBI's taxonomy places the organism in Eukaryota, Metazoa, Chordata, Leptocardii, Amphioxiformes, Branchiostomatidae. The record is from RefSeq and is a predicted model, not a curated record. The transcript is spliced from 2 exons. Bases 1 to 453 code for a protein of 150 amino acids.
AUGGAUGGGGCGGGCUGCGAUAUGAGCUGUCAGACCCGAAGUGGGUACUACAGACACGAGGCUCUGUUAGGGUACUACAGACACGAGGGUCUGUUAGGGUACUACGGGCACCAGUGUCUGUUAGGGCACUACAGACACGAGGGUCUGUUAGGGCACUACAGACACGAGGGUCUGUUAGGGCACUACAGACACGAGGGUCUGUUAGGGUACUACAGACUCGAGGGUCUGUUAGGGUACUACAGACACGAGGGUCUGUUAGGGUACUACAGACACGAGGGUCUGUCAGGGUACUACAGACACGAGGGUCUGUCAGGGUACUACAGACACGAGGGUCUGUCAGGGUGCUACAGACACGAGGGUCUGUCAGGGUACUGCAGACACGAGGGUCUGUUAGGGUACUACAGACACGAGGGUCUGUUAGGGUACCACAGACACAAGGGUUUGUCAGGGUAG